Molecule: messenger RNA, 2209 nt
Organism: Cajanus cajan (pigeon pea)
Lineage: Eukaryota; Viridiplantae; Streptophyta; Magnoliopsida; Fabales; Fabaceae
Product: MLO-like protein 10
Biological process (GO): defense response
Cellular component (GO): membrane
Source: RefSeq, a predicted model, not a curated record
UGCAGAAACAAUGGGGAAGCGUCUGAAACGGAUAUAGAAACCUGCGAGUCUGCGACUGCUCCAACGUCACAUGGUUGUACCUUCCUCUCGAUCUCCAAACACGCACGCGCUUCUCAUCUUCUUCCGUGUUUUAAAUCAACACUGUUACUUCCUACUUCCUACAUAAGACCUGUUUCUUUUUCUUGUCUUGACAAGGGACGACACCGACACAUAAUUCGCACAUAAGACCUGUUUCUGGGAACCAAGUUUUCCCUCAUUCGCACAUAGUUUUGUGGUCUCUAGUCUUGUCCAUGAGUAGUUCAAAGUUGAGAAACCUGUUCUGGGGUGUGUUGUUUUCAUGGAUAUGGUUUGGAGGUUUGGCCAUGGCGGCAAGUGACAGUAGCAGCAGCAGCUCCAGAGACCUGGACCAGACACCAACGUGGGCCGUUGCUGCUGUGUGCACUGUUUUCAUUUUGAUAUCCAUAACAUUGGAAAAGAGUCUCCACAAACUUGGCACGUGGCUUGGACAAAAGCAUAAGAAGGCUAUGCUGGAAGCUCUGGAUAAGGUCAAAGCUGAGUUGAUGAUUUUAGGGUUCAUUUCACUUCUUUUGACUUUCGGGCAGAGCUAUAUUGUCAAAAUAUGCAUUUCUGAAAAGAUCGCAUCCAAAAUGUUGCCAUGUCCAUAUAACUAUGAGAGUACCGAUAGUGCGUCAGAUACUGAAGAGAACCAUCGUAGGAAACUUCUGUCAUAUGAACGUAGAUAUUUAGCUGCUGAUACUACCUCGUACAAAUGCAGCAAGGAGGGACAUGAGCCACUUUUAUCUGUCAAUGGAUUGCACCAGUUACACAUCCUCAUAUUCUUCUUAGCAGUUUUUCAUGUGCUUUACAGUGCUAUCACAAUGCUCCUUGGAAGACUAAAGAUACGUGGUUGGAAGGCAUGGGAGGCAGAGACUUCUACUCAUGAUUAUGAGUUCGCUCAUGAUGCUUCAAGAUUUAGGCUUACACAUGAAACAUCAUUUGUGAGGGCCCAUGCAAGUUAUUGGACAAGGAUUUCCAUCUUCUUCUAUAUUAGCUGCUUCUUUAGGCAGUUUUAUAGGUCUGUCCGUAAGACUGACUUCCAGACUUUGCGCCACGGGUUUAUCAAUGUCCACCUGGCUCCUGGAAGUAAAUUUAAUUUCCAAAAGUAUAUCAAAAGAUCAUUAGAAGAUGAUUUCAAGGUGGUUGUGGGAGUCAGUCCUGUCCUCUGGGCAUCAGUUGUAGUUUUUCUACUCAUCAAUGUUAAUGGAUGGCGUACUCCAAUUUGGGCAGCCUUAAUCCCUAUUAUUAUAAUUUUGGCCGUUGGAACAAAACUUCAAGCCAUAUUGGCCAGGAUGGCUCUUGAUAUCACCGAAAGACAUGCAGUUGUCCAAGGAAUGCCUCUUGUCCAAGGCUCAGACAAAUACUUUUGGUUUGGUCAGCCACAGUUGGUUCUUCAUCUUAUCCAUUUUGCUUUGUUCCAGAAUGCGUUCCAAGUAACAUAUAUCUUGUGGAUAUGGUAUUGUUUUGGGGUGAGAAACUGUUUCCGUACUGACUACAAGCUUGCCAUGAUAAAAGUAGCUAUAGGGGUUGUGAUGCUAUGCCUCUGCAGCUAUAUCACCCUUCCAUUAUAUGCUCUUGUAACUCAGAUGGGUUCAAGGAUGAAGAAAGCAAUAUUUGAUGAGCAAACAAGCAAGGCUCUAAAGAAAUGGCACAUGGCUGUGAAAAAGAAGCAUGGAGCAGUGAAGCUGGGAAAGUCGAGUGCACGUACCUUAGAUAAUGGAAGCCCCAUUGGUUCAACAAUGAGCUCCCCUGGGCCCACACUGCACCGUUUCAAAACAACCGGCCACUCAACCCGCUCUUCAACGUACGAGGAUCAAGACGAUUAUGAGUCCGAUGAUGUUGAGGUGUCUCCCGUGUCGCAAACAACUAGCUUCAUUGUAAGAGUGGAUCCUGGUGAGCAACAUGCAGAAGAAGAAGAAGAAGAUCAUAAACACCAUAGUCAUAGUGAGGGAGAAAUCAACGAUGAAGCUGAAUUCACCUUCGUCAAACUCAAACCUCAUCCUGGGCAAAGAACCACCACGUAGCAUAUAUAUAUUCAUUAUUUUAAUUAGCACUUUCUAGAUUAUGGUGUCUUUAAACUGCAUGAAUUUGUACAUUAUUGUGCAUAAUUCACGUGUCCGUAAUGAAAUCAUUGCCAUUGCAUUAUUAUAUC